AUGGAGAGACUAAAGCUGAAGCAAAUGCCAGAAUAUUUGUGUGUCAGGCUGGUGGCCAUGUUGCUCUUGGUGGUAAUUUUCCUCCCGAGCACGUUCUGUGACACAGGACCUGCACAUAAUUCUUCCUAUGAAACAGUCAUCCCCAAGAGACUGCCAGGUGGGGGAAGUGAGGACCCUGGGGGGAAGGUGUCCUACAUGCUGGUGCUGCAGGGCCAGGAGCAGCUGCUCCACCUGAAGGUAAAGAGAUACUACUCCGUGAACAGCUUCCCGGUCUACACUUACCGCAGCGGCAUCCUGGGGCAAGACACGCCUCUCCUCUCACAAGACUGCCACUAUGAAGGCUACAUGGAAGGGGUGCCAGGCUCCUUUGUCUCUGUCAACAUCUGUUCAGGCCUCAGGGGCGUCCUGAUUAAGGAGGAGACGUCCUACGGCAUUGAGCCCAUCCUCUCUUCCCAAAAGUUUGAACACGUCCUCUACACGGUGGCACAUCAGCCUCGGGUCUCCUGCAGUGUCACUCCCAAAGACAGCCCAGGGGACAUGAGCCAGCAACAAAGGAGCAGGAAGCCUGCUGACCUCCAGGCGCUGUCUGACUUGUGGUCACACACCAAGAAUGUGGAGAUGUUUGUCGUGGUCAACCACCAACGGUUCCAGAUGUGGGGCAGUAAUGUCAACGAGACGGUCCGGGCAAUAGUGGACAUCAUUGCUCUGGCCAACAGCUUCACUAGGGGAAUAAACACAGAGGUGGUACUGGUGGGCGUGGAAAUCUGGACAGAGGGGGACCAGAUAGAGGUCCCAGUGGACCUGCAGGCUACACUCAGGAAUUUCAACCGCUGGAGACAGGAGAAGCUCAUGGACCGGGGCAGGCACGAUGUCGCACAUCUGAUCGUUGGGCAUCAUCCAGGAGAGAAUGAGGGCCAGGCGUUUCUCAAUGGUGCCUGUUCAGGCGGGUUUGCGGCAGCGGUGGAGGCCUUCCAUCACGAAGACGUCCUCCUGUUCUCGGCCCUCGUGGCCCACGAGCUGGGACAUAAUCUGGGUAUCCAGCAUGACCACCCGGCCUGCACCUGUGACUCUAAACACUUCUGCCUCAUGCAUGAGAAGAUCAGUAAGGACAGUGGCUUCAGCAGCUGCAGCUCUGACCACUUCCACCAUUUCCUCCAGGAUGGCAGAGGGGCCUGCCUGCUUGAUGAGCCUCGGCGCCAAAGCCGCAAGCGCAGAGCUGCCCGGUGUGGAAACGGUGUGGUGGAGACUGGGGAGGAGUGUGACUGUGGUCCUGACUGUGAACAUCACCAAUGCUGUGAGCCAACAUGUACACUGAAGGAGGGUGCAGAGUGUGAUGAUGAGCCUUGCUGUUCUCGAUGUAAAUUUAAAAAGAAAGGACAGACUUGCCGUCCUGCUAGUGGGCCGUGUGACCUGGAUGAAUACUGCAAUGGGACCUCUGCAACAUGCCCUGAGGACAGAAUAGUACAAGAUGGCUCUGUAUGUCAUGAAUUUUUCUUUUGCUUUAAGGGUCAGUGCAUGGACCCUACUUCUCAGUGCUCACAAGUUUUUGGGUAUGGUGCAAGGUCUGCCUCAGAUGAAUGCUACAGCUCUCUGAACAGCAGAGGGGACCAGUAUGGAAACUGUGGCCCUUCCUCUGAGUCUCCAGGAACAUAUGUCAAAUGUUCAGAUCAAAAUAUGCUGUGUGGGAAACUUGUAUGUACAGAAGUGUCCUUCUUGCCACUAAUCAAAGCCAGGCACAUACUGAUCCAGAUCGCUCAGACAGUGGAUUGGUGCUGGAGUAUGGCUGCUUUUGACAAGGCAGAUAGCCCUGAUGAGGGACAAGUGAAGAAGAAUACUUACUGUGGGCCACAAAAAGCCUGUGAAAAUUCUGUUUGUAAGGAUGCUCCCACUUUCAACUUCUCCUGCGACACUCAGCAAUCUUGUAAUGAACAUGGGGUUUGUAAUGAUUUAGGAAACUGCCAUUGUUCAUUUGGAUUUGCACCCCCUGACUGCAAAGCUGAGGGAACUGGAGGCAGUGUGGACAGUGGUCCUACUGGUGGAGUGUCAAAUGAAAAACCUACAGAAGGAAAUGCGACUCCGGCUCCUAAAGAUGAUUUUAUCCUUAACUUGAAGCUGAUAGUUCUUGGGGUCAUUCUGGUGCUCUUCAUCCUCCUUAUCAUCAUAUGCAUCACAGUUGCCUACAGUAAGUCAGAACCUUCUUCUGAAGCAGAGCCUCCAAAGUUGGAGAAGGUUCCGGAAGAGGCCAAGAAAGAGAAAGAAGAGGUAGAAGAGGAGGAAGAGGAAGAGGAAGAGGAAGAGGAAGAAAAGGAGGAGGAAGAGGAAGAG
Molecule: messenger RNA, 2325 nt
Organism: Acomys russatus (golden spiny mouse)
Lineage: Eukaryota; Metazoa; Chordata; Mammalia; Rodentia; Muridae
Product: disintegrin and metalloproteinase domain-containing protein 1b-like
Exons: 1
Biological process (GO): male gonad development; binding of sperm to zona pellucida; proteolysis
Cellular component (GO): plasma membrane; external side of plasma membrane; sperm head plasma membrane
Molecular function (GO): metalloendopeptidase activity
Source: RefSeq, a predicted model, not a curated record